This is a messenger RNA of Pleurotus ostreatus (oyster mushroom), 750 nucleotides long. RefSeq lists its product as uncharacterized. The record is from RefSeq and is a predicted model, not a curated record. Lineage: Eukaryota; Fungi; Basidiomycota; Agaricomycetes; Agaricales; Pleurotaceae. The coding region runs from base 1 to 750 and encodes 249 amino acids. The transcript is spliced from 2 exons.
AUGUCAGUCCGAGAUGAUGGACACUGGGGCGAUCAGCACCGUGGUAUCCCCUUCAUCGUGAAGCGGCCGGUUCUCCCCAUCGAACUCAUUCAAUGCAUCGUUGAUUGCCUUGAUGUCACCGACGGGGAACGUACAGAGGACAAGCUGAACCAUACCGCACUGUCUUCCUGCUCCCUUGUGUCCCACGUAUGGCAUGACAUCUGCUGCCCACGCAUCUUCCGCUCCAUCACCAUACGCUCCAGCACUGCCUCAUUUAUAUCUCGGUUCUCUUACCUCCACUCAACAGCUCCUCACCUGAGGAAGUAUGUGCAGGUACUUCGUCUCGUAUUCUCCGAUAAACACGCCUCGAUUGCGCCCCCAGCCUGGCUCAAGGAGUGUCUCGGCGGAUUCGAAAACCUGCGUACGUUGCAGCUUGAUCGCAAAUUGAUGUCAGUUAGCUACAGUCCCUCGGGCGAAGAUCACUGGAUGCAGUGGAUCACGGACCUACUCGCCACCGCCCCUCGGGUACUCGCCAUGGAUAACUGGGCGUUCGACUCUCCUGAUCGCCUCCUUCACAUACUUGCAGCUUCUUCUACUCUCCUAGAAGACUUAUCACUGAGACGUAUCAAUGUCUCUACCCCAAUCCAGUCACCAGAAGCCGAGCCUGUGUCCAUUGCCCCCACAGUCACCCGUCUGGAUGCCCUCCGCAAUCUCACGCUUUGCUGCUACAACUGGGUCCUUUCCUCCGUGGAUACCGAAAGAGCUGUCUAA